AUUCGUGAAGUGUCGUUCGUGCUGUCAGCACCGCAGUCAAGUGGCCAGAAAUCCAUCCACAUCAGUUCAUUUGUAUAGCCUCUUGCACUUAUAGAAAUCUCUUUUCUCAUUCACAAGUGCCAUUUUCCGUGGAGCAUAAAUCAAAGAUUAUUGCUGUGGGGGAGUGAGUGAAAAUUCUUCAUUACAUUUUCAACUGCAGCCUCUGUUGCUAUAUAGCUGUUCCACCCCCAGCUUUUCCAGGACGAGUGGGUGUGAGAAAAAACGGUGGACACUGUGAGUGGUCCUUGUGUGAGAUAUUCUCGAUUUUGUGGAACACUUUUUUUUUAUAUAACUUUUACCCAUGAGAGCUGUUCAAAUGUCCGCAAUGGACAGAUUAAGUGACGAAGAGGCAGCAAAACACACAAAAUCGAUUCUAAAGAACGUCAUUGUCGCAAAAUUGGGUGGUAGUCAUCGUCAGUGAAUUUCGCGUGUGACUCAACGACAGUUCACUCUUCGUUUCCUUUCUCCUGGAUUACCCUCAUCAAGUCAAAAGGGACGGACACGCAAUUUAUAUGCGUGUCAUAGGUGAAAUAUUAAGUGAAAUGCAUAUUAAUUAGUGGUUAGAAUGCUAGACAUUUCACUCUUUUUCCCACAACAAUUGUGAUUUUCUAUUUCUUCUGUUUGUGAAUAACGUUAAAUUUCGAUAUAAUGAAUGAAGAAAAUUUUCUCAACAAAAAAAUACGAGCUUAUUUCAAAGGCCUUUGCUCUUCAUUUGAGAUGCACAAGUUUUGAUUUAAGUGAAAACUUUCUUAAGUAUUUAGUGUGUGAACAUUUGCAGAUGUGGUAUGAAUGAUGUCUUCGAGAUAUUAAGUUGAAUAAACAAACAAUAAGAAGGUGAUAAUUCGAAUGAAAAUGAGCAAUGAGUUCUCGUGGAUUCGGUCAGAGACUUUCCCCAGGUUUAUUUUUACAAAAUGUGCACAUUGGAUAAUUUGCCCAGAGCAAUUGCGUUGAAGCGAACUUUAAAAAUAAGCCCUGGCGUGAGGCUGCGUGUGAGCGAAAAAUCAACCAAGAAUGUUGAUGGCAACAUCUGUGACCGGCGUUGGGAUUAUUGUGCAAUGUGCCGGAGACUAAAUCACCGCUGAGGACGUCAACACCAUGGCUGACCUUCAGGCCACCAUUGAAUUUGUCGUUGAACUCUACAAAUUCUACAAUGUGGACCUCUUUCAGAGAGGACUCUACCAAGUGCGAUGCUCCCUGCGUGUCACUCCACGUUUGCCGGUCCAGGUGGAGACGUGUAUCCCCGAGAGCUCUCCUGGAGCACCUAACUCACCCAGUUCUACCACCACCCCAUCGGCGUGUGUUGUGGGGGGGGCUGGUGCUUCGCGUGUCUUCCAGAUCCUGUACAGGAAUGAGGAGGUCUCACUUCGGGAUGUCAUAAUGUUCCGAGCACAUCUUCUGGUUGACAGCCGACAUCUGAAGGAAUCAGUGGAGAGGGCGGAGUUCUCACUCCACUUGGAAUUAUGGUUUGGGGAGCAGACAACCAAUGGAACCAACUUGUCCUUAGCAUCAUCACGGACACUUCAACUGAACUUUCACCCUGGACGGGGUCUGCACUAUCAUCUGCCCGUCCUCUUUGACUACUUCCACUUGGCAGCAAUUAGUCUGGGGAUUCACGCAAGUCUUGUGGCACUCCAUCAGCCUUAUAUCAAUGCACCACGGAGUACGAAGCCAUGGAUUGGAAGUGGAAAACUCAAUUGUCGUGGAACCAUCUCACCUGGUCCACUUGAGGCUGUCUUCUUUGGGCCCCAAGUUGGGAUGGGAAAGGCAAAAUGUGGCGGAGGAGCAGCUGCUCGUCUAACUCAGGCGAGAGAGAUUCACAAGGAGAUUUGUGCCUUGCUUCUGGGAGCUCUGGAAUCCCUGAAACUCACUCUGGCUGAAUUCAGCACCGUUCUACCACAUCAAUGGGCCACACUAAUGGGUGUCUCAUCCCAGACUUUGUUAUCACCUGGUGACAGCGAUCAACGUCUCAAGAAACUCGUAGAACUCGCUAAGCUCUGCGAUACUGAAGAUGAUUUCACGGCACGUGCCAAUUCCGAUAUUGCUCAACUAUGUGCUGAAUGCAUCCUAAAUUGGCGGAGAGUAAUGUCAUCGGCCACCCAGCCCAGUGUUCACAGUCUCCUGGCCAAAAAACACCAUAUACUUCGCGUGAAGCGUUUUUCAGAGGGAUUCUUCGUCAUGGAACAUCCCAGACACACAACAGCUAGUUGUUAUGAUACUCAGUACCAAAGUUAUGUUAACAUUAGCGAAAUGGCUCGUCGGUCGAGAUAUCUGUGUUCCCUCCCACCACUUCCUGUCCACUGCACACCCCUCGAUGGAGAUGCCAAUUCCCUACCGCUGAUAUUCGAGGACAGAUAUCAAGACCCCAUGGAGUAUUCAAGAAGACGCAUAGGAAGCGAUCCCCACAUCAAUGGACGAGAGUUAAUUUUGAAACCCAUGUACCAUGGAAAGAGCACUGUAUUUGGAGGAAAGAAGGAAUGCUCUUGCAUUAUGCCACCACCUGAAGCAUUUAAAGGUAACAUCAUAGGUAUUCUCACGCCAAAACUAGCACUUGGAGGAGACAUCCUACAAGCAAGUCUUUCAAUAGCUCCUGCUGCGCAUAAAAACCAUAUUCGCUAUCGAACUCUAUCCCGACACUCAGUAUCUACGCUUCUUGAGGGUGAAAAUCAUUGGGAACCUCAACAUAGUACAGUUUGUGUUAGUAACUGCUCGAGUCUCCCAACUAGACAUAGCAAGUCUCUUGAUCAACUAGAAACACCUUUCCAAGCUCUAACAGCAAGUGAAGGAUGUCAAAGUGUACAUGAUGGGGUAUCCAGGGUGCUAGGUUCUCAGCCGACCUCUUUGUCUAGUUCGCAACGUCGAAAAGUUAAUGGGAAAACGACAAAAAGUGCUGAAGAUCUUUUGCGAAACAUCAAUGAAUUCCGACAAAAAUAUAAAAAUCCCGGUGAUCCAACGAAGAAAAUAACUCCUCUUGGUCUAGCUCAGUUCAUUAAUGGCUACGUUAACUCCCUACCAGACAAUCAUGUAGCUACUCUGAAUCGAAACCACGAAGGACGUGAUGCUAGAGAUUAUGUUCAUGAGAUGAAGCACAAUACUAAUGGAUGUCACUACAACUCUCUGCCAAAAGGAACCAGUAUGGGACUCCCUCCUAGAAAUUCCUAUCCUCCUAUACGCGUGAAGAAGCACAAACUAACCAAACAACAGACCAAUGGAAAAGAAAUUAGCACAAUUCCUAGAAGAAACUCCCGUAGCUCAACAAGUAGCAUCAAGAUGAAUGGGAAGAAGAUAAAUGGGGAAAAUCACGCACCUGACUUUUCAAGUUCAGACAGCGAUGACUGCAGUUCGAGAACGAGAAAGAGGCAACGACGCCUUCUAUCGUCCGCCAGUGUGCCUUUUAAGUUGGAGCUUCUGGAGUUGGAUCCCGCAGCAACGCCUGGUAUAAGUGAAAGCCUCCCUAACUUGGCUCCUCCUCCGCCUGAAUUUAUUACCUCACCACCGAUGCGGAAACGCACAACCAGUCAGUCCACAUCAUCACUCAGCGAUCAGAGUGGCUACGUUAGCAGUCAUAAGAGCAGUCCAGAGGAUACAACUCCCGAACCCGUAAAAACCUACGAUGACCAUGUGCUCAACGGAGAACAACUAAGGAUAAAAUUACAGAAACUAUUGCGAGAGGAACCUAAUCGAGAAGUUAGAGAAGAUAAGGAAACUAAAACAAGAAAGAUUACAGAGCACAACGGAGAUGUGAUAGUUCACAAAAAGACUUCAAUGGUAACAGUUCAAAUGAAAACGAAAGCACCACAGAAACCUAAAGAAGAGCCUAAGAUAACCAAUGGAGGCUGGUUUGAAAUACCCCCAGUACAGAACGGCCUGCAUCCCUACAUCAGAAAGGAACUUCUACCUCCAGCAAUUGGCUCUCGCAGAGCCUCGAGUACAAAAUCAAAAUCCGAGUUUGAUCUCACGUCUAUACCCGACAAUCACUCAUUCGAGAACGUACAUCUACCACCACCUAAGCAAUUUAUGGAUGCUCUCCUACCACCUGAUGAAUUUCGAGAUCCUCCAUCGCGAACAGAUGAAAUAGUUUCUCCGAAAGAACCUAGUCCCAAAGAAAAGUAUAUCGUCAAAUCUCCUCCAAUUGAAUUGACUCCUAGACUUCCUGCCAGUUCCAUUGACAACCCACUGUACCACGUUUGCGAAGCUAUAAGAACUCCUAGACCAAAACCUAUGCUGAAAUCUCAGAGUAGUACUGAACUUACAGUCGGGAAGAAUCUUGUAGAAGUUCAUAAUACUAAAAUCAAGAUUGACAACGAGCAUACGAAUGGCACCAAAACCCCACAGAACCCGCCCUUUCAACUGAUGGAGUUUGAAAAAUGUCGCGAAGAGUUUCGAAAGCAAAUCAAGUAUACCGGUUCAAUCUAUUCCGAUUUUACUAAACUUGCCUCUGAUCUGCCGUACUUUCACAUCAGUGAUGAGUACAGAGCCUUUUCGCCUAGUGGUCUUCAUCUCAUUAUCUGUGUUCAUGGGUUGGAUGGGAACUCAGCAGAUCUGAGACUUGUUCGAACAUAUCUCGAACUAGGUCUACCAGGGGCUCAUCUAGAAUUUCUAAUGUCCGAACGCAAUCAAGGUGAUACGUUUUCGGACUUUGAAACUAUGACGGAUCGUCUUGUUGCCGAAAUCAUGUAUCACAUUGAGACUUGCGGACUAAAUCCAGUUAGGAUCUCCUUUGUAGCUCACUCCCUAGGUACAAUUAUUGUAAGAUCAGCUUUGGCGCGUCCACAGAUGAGACCUCUCCUGUCACGACUACAUACAUUCUUAUCGCUCUCCGGACCACAUCUAGGAACACUUUACAACUCUAGCGGACUAGUUAACAUGGGAAUAUGGUUCAUGCAAAAGUGGAAGAAAUCAGGAUCCCUUCUUCAGCUAUGCCUCCGCGAUACCACCGACCUCCGCCAGAGCUUUCUCUAUCGCCUCUCGCAACGAAGCACGUUGCACCACUUCAAGAACAUCCUGCUCUGUGGCUCCAGCCAAGAUCGAUACGUGCCACCCCAUUCUGCUAGAUUGGAACUCUGCAAAGCCGCCAUGCGGGACACGUCCACACUGGGCGUUGUUUACAGGGAGAUGGUUCAUAACAUUAUAGCACCAAUCAUGGCCCGCCCAGAACUCACCCUUGUUCGCUAUGACGUUCACCAUGCACUCCCACAUACAGCCAAUGCUCUGAUUGGAAGAGCCGCUCAUAUUGCUGUCCUCGACUCUGAACUGUUCAUCGAGAAAUUCCUUCUCGUGGCCGGUUUGAAGUACUUCAGCUAGCCUAAGACAAAUCUAGAGAGACUUACAGCUGCUACCACAAAAAUUACUCAUAUUUUCGGUCUGAAGAUAUGGCUGAAUUGCCACUAAAUGAUGAUAAAUUGCCCGCCUAAGACAGAUGAGAGAUAAUUAAAAGGGUACUUUACUUCACCAAAUCAUCUUUUCUUAGCUUUCCAGACGAAUUUUAUAAUUAAUUCAAUGCUUCAUCGUAAUUUAUUCUUGAUUUACUAAAUUUUCUGAGAUGAUUUUAAUUUGUAUUUCCAUUGAAUCUUUUCGCUCAUGGUGAUAGAGACUAUCAGAUAUUUUUCCAAAGCAUUAUUUUCAUAUUUUAAUACACUGCCAUAUUUUGUUUUUUCAAAGAAUUCAACCCCUUUAAUUUAUUAACCCCAAAAGAGCAAUAUUUGUAAAGCAGUGGGAGUCAAAGUUUAUAUGAAAGUAGAAUAACAAAAAAUAGGAUUGUUCAAUUAAAAUCGCUUGGACUUAUGGGAGAGACUGAAAUUCAAUUAUUCAAAAAAUACUCAAAAAAAAUCUUUUUCCUAUGCGAAAUGUUGCAAAAAUCGUAAAAAUAAAAUUACAUUUCUUCCUCGAAAUCAUUUAUUUCAGUGGUGAGAAUUCUAACACAGGCAAAGGUUAAGGUUAAGGUUAAAAGUGAGGUUAAGCUGAAUAUAAGAAAACUUAUUUUAUUUUUUAUUGUUUUUUCAAUUUACGACUCUCUUUAGAAGUGAAAAAAAUCAUGGCUUUUGAAUAUCUUAUAUGACCAGUAGGUUAAUAUGAAAAUGUUUUAGGUUCCAUUAAAGCUAAUCCUAAGAAUUAAAGGCACUUUGUUAAGAAAAAUCAAUCUGACUUAAAAAUCGAUUUUCUAACAGUAAUUUACCCACAAGAAAAUAUUCCUAAAUAUUUCUUAAAUAUUUAAUAGUUCUUUAAAUGAUUUAAACCAGAGGUGUGCAAGAACCGUUGAAACCGAAUAAACGUCAAAAUAGGUUUGUUCAGGUAGCGUUUUGACCAUCGAUUUACACGUUUCAUUUGACAUUGGUUCGGUUUCAAACGGUUCUUGCACACCUCUGAUUUAAACGAAUUAAAUACUAACCUCAAGAUAUGAUAUUUAAGCUAUUUAAAAUAUUCUGAGUUGUUUUAUUAAAUGCUUGACAAGAUUCUCUACGAAAUUUUCUUUAAUUGGGCAAAUAAAAUCCAAAAAAGGGACAUAAUUUAUUUACAAUAUGAUUUUUCUACAAAUUUUUGUACAUAAAAUUACUUUAAAAUUAUAACCCCGAAAAAUAUUUUUUAAGGUUAUGUUAAUUCACAUUUCAAAUAAGGGAAAUACUUAAAUGUACUGCCUAAUCAACAAAAAAACUAAAAAAAAAUUAAAUUGCUUUUAAGAGUGAGGAAACAAAAUAUUGUGUUACUACACUGUUUUUCCGAAGUUCGAUUAUACAUUAACCCCACAUUAUAAAGAAACUUUUUUUUUACUAAAUACUGGUUGAUUCUUCUUAUAUAGGUUUAGCGGAAUAUUUUCAGGGAUCAGAUCUGAGAAAAUUCAAAUUCUUUAAAAAUUUUGAUCAUCAUAAAAAUGUUUUCUUGGGUUAUAUUUUUUUUUAACAUAACCUCACAAUUACAUUUCAACCUAACCUUUUAACUCUGGAAGAAAUUUUCACCACCAGUUUUCGAAAAUAUAUUUAUCGUAGAUAAAAUACAUGAAAAUUUACUAUCUUUAGAAAAUUCAUGAUAAAAUCAUAGGGAAUUUAAUGAAUAAAAAAUCAAUUAAUGAAGUGUAAUUCUUAAUCAAAAAGAUGGAACAUUUAUAUUUUCUAGCGAUAACCUGAUACGAAAAAAAAUCAUACAAUUUAGCGAAUUCUUGCAUGAGACGGAUUUUUAAAUCAAAUUUUAAAUCAAAUAAUUAGUCGAAUCUCGAAAUAUUGAAACAAUUUUUGGGCAUACAAAUUUUAGCGAAUGAUUUUUAAUUUUAUUCAAAAAGUAAACGCGUAAUAAAUAUUAGGAAAAAUGCUGUAAAAUCCAUAACAAAAAUUGAGGGAAUACUAACCUUAUGAAUAAAAGUUAUUGUAUAAUCUUAUUGAAUGACAAAAAGAGCCGAAAUAGUUGGAUUUUAGAAGAGAAAUAUGAAAUGUUGUAGUUUGAAGGAAUGCUAUAUAUUUUAGAGUGAAGAAAAAAACAAAAUAAAACGAGUAAUCUCUAUUCAGUCCAAUUUAGAGGAGCUACUGAAGAAGUUUAUGACGUGAAAACAGUCUUAUAAAAUUACCAAAAAAAUAUGAUUAAAUUAUAAUAAUUAUAGAAAAGGAAUGAAUAUCGAUUAUACAACAUUGAAUUAUUGAAAAAUUUUCGAGGAAUAUAUUAAAUGAAUUGUCGUAGAAGAGUCUGCAGAGAGAUAACUAUGUCGUGUUACUGAUAAGUAGAAUUUUAUGAAUCCACGAAUUGUGUUAAAAUAAAAUUAGUGAUAGAAUAUGAAACAAAA
Messenger RNA from Phlebotomus papatasi, 7804 nucleotides. Its product is annotated as protein FAM135A. Lineage: Eukaryota; Metazoa; Arthropoda; Insecta; Diptera; Psychodidae. Bases 1135 to 5340 code for a protein of 1401 amino acids. The transcript is spliced from 13 exons. The record is from RefSeq and is a predicted model, not a curated record.